AUGGACAAUGCUGUUGAAGACGAAGGGGAUAACUCAGAUAUUCAGAUGGAAGUCGAAGUUCCGCAAGGAAACCUCUAUGAAAGACGAGACUUUCAUGAAAUGCACCGACGUUACCAGCCUCCUCCUUUGCCUAUUUCACUUCAGGAGUGUGUUGAGAACGGAGUAUUGCAUAUCGAUAGAGCAGCACGUCUUAUUUUGUCGGAAGUGCGAAGACGAGAAUUUAAUGCAGUUUAUUACGAGUUUGUCAGGUUCAGAUAUUGUACUGCGCGCCAGGGUCACUUACGGCACAUUGAACCGCCUGGUAUGAUCGGACCUGCAUUCGCUUUGGCAGACUGCUAA
Messenger RNA from Cylicostephanus goldi, 339 nucleotides. NCBI's taxonomy places the organism in Eukaryota, Metazoa, Nematoda, Chromadorea, Rhabditida, Strongylidae. The record is from the annotation of a GenBank genome assembly.